This is a messenger RNA of Durusdinium trenchii, 542 nucleotides long. NCBI's taxonomy places the organism in Eukaryota, Dinophyceae, Suessiales, Symbiodiniaceae. The record is from the annotation of a GenBank genome assembly.
CUAACAUGUUUGGCCUCACCUGAUCUGCUGGCCACGCCCGCCAUGGAGCCCGACCGGACCAUGCGCCUGGAAACCUUGGCGCUCCGCGCGCGGCGGCUGCGGGCCUUGCUGGGACGUGAUGGAGGGCCGCAGGUGGCGGCCGAGCCGGCGGAGCCGGCGGAGCCGGUGGCGGAAGUCACCCGGGUGGGACUGUGUCGAGACGUGCCGCGGGCGUGUCCGUGUCCGUUGCGACCCCCUGUGGCGUGUCCGGAGCUGAAGGAGGUCCGCUUGGAACAGCUCGAAUUGGCGCCCAGCUUGGUCCAGAGCUUGCAUGGCCGACGGCUCGUGCUGCGACUGGUGCCAUGGACCGGGCACACCGAGGACGUGGAGGUCGCGGAGAAUGGACGACUGCUGGGUGCUGCUGGGGCUUGUCGAGGUUCCGAGGGUGUUCUAUGGCACCAUAUAUAUGGGACUGGACCAUGGGUGUGUAUUUAAGACAGGGAGACACUCCCCCAAGAAAAGAAACUGGAAGGAAACGAUGGGAAAUCCAAUGGAAAGACGUA